This is a messenger RNA of Paramuricea clavata, 491 nucleotides long. Lineage: Eukaryota; Metazoa; Cnidaria; Anthozoa; Malacalcyonacea; Plexauridae. The record is from the annotation of a GenBank genome assembly.
AUGCAAGCUCUGGGUCUUUUUGCUCGCCCUGCUAUUCUUGGUCGAACCAACAAGAGUACAGUGGUCUUGGAGAAGAUUGUAAAGGAGAAUUCUCUUAACAGAACUGGGGCUGUCAACUUUAACAACUAUGGAAAGCAGGACAGUGUUGGUUUCUCGCCUUGCAGUGACAAGUUCAUGGACAACUUUCUGCUUUAUGUAUACGUCCAUAAUUAUUUCGUGACAGCGAAGAAAACGUAUACGGAAGUUGGUCAUGUCAACAAACUCGUUUCGGAUUUGGUAAGUGCGAAGUCAAAGCCGUCGCCUUGUCACCAUUAAAGGAACAGCCGAAAGCAGACGAAUUGGACAAAGUGUAUGUGAGGCUUAAAAUGAAAGAGACUGACGAAACUGUCUACUACGUACAGGAAUUUAAGAUUUUCAGUGAGGCGAGGAUUACUCCAAUGUUCUCGAGUUCCUACGGACCGACGAGUACAGGAUCAGAAACAUCUUCCUAA